Saccostrea cuccullata (small rock oyster) is the source of this 641-nucleotide messenger RNA. RefSeq lists its product as uncharacterized. Lineage: Eukaryota; Metazoa; Mollusca; Bivalvia; Ostreida; Ostreidae. The transcript has a single exon. The annotation marks the transcript as partial. The record is from RefSeq and is a predicted model, not a curated record.
AGAUCAUAUAUUCACAGUACAGUUGAGCAAAAUGUUUGUAAAACAUAAGUUUAAGAAAAAUAAAACCAUUAAUGACCUCUUUCUUCCUGUAAAGUUAAAUUAGACAAAAAUUGACAAACUGACUUAUUUAUAACCAUUAAUUUAAUAAUAAACAUUUCUUGUGUUAAAGCAUACUAGUAUUCUGCAUUAUCUUUCAGAUGCUCUACAAGACUCUAAGAGACCUGCAGGUCUCUAGACCAGGAGACACUGCGCCCUACCCUACGACAAUGGUGAAAGUCAAGGUAGUGAAGGUUGGGCACACAGCCACCUUCACCAACAGUAAUGGAGAUAGAGGGCAGAUUAUGAACUUCAGUGUAGCUGACACCACUGAAGCAAUGCUUGCCACUUUGAGUGAUGAGACCAAAUUUAACCAGAUUAGAGAAGGGCGAUCGUUAACGAUCAGGAAUUUUCUUGUGAAAGGAAAUAGAAUCAUCUUCUCAAGGCAGUCAAAAAUCAUGGCUGGUCAGGCUGUAGCCGUUCCACCCAACCUAGCUUCAAGGGGCCACACACUCAUUGUUCCAGCAUCCCCAACAAAGACUUUGAAAGAAGUCAUGGAGUCUUCAAACAAAGACGUUCUAACAGUCCAUGGAGAAGUUAUCAAG